Notothenia coriiceps (black rockcod) is the source of this 831-nucleotide messenger RNA. It is a transcript of the gene ved, whose product is annotated as ventrally expressed dharma/bozozok antagonist. The coding region runs from base 1 to 831 and encodes 276 amino acids. Gene Ontology annotation, cellular component: nucleus. Gene Ontology annotation, biological process: spinal cord motor neuron cell fate specification; central nervous system development; neuron projection morphogenesis. The transcript has 3 exons. The record is from RefSeq and is a predicted model, not a curated record. Lineage: Eukaryota; Metazoa; Chordata; Actinopteri; Perciformes; Nototheniidae. Gene Ontology annotation, molecular function: sequence-specific double-stranded DNA binding.
AUGAGAGGACAGUUUUCCAUCGAGUGGAUGGCCCAGAGCAGCCAGUCCUCCGGCACAGAGAGCUCAGCCUCUGGACCCGCCGCCUGUGGGACUCAUUCAGAGAGUCUGCCGGGCUUUUACUGCAGGCAGAAGUCAGAAAAUGGACCCGAGCAGCAAGAAACCAGAAACCAGGGCCUCAAUUCAAUCAGUCUACAGCACCAAACCUCCCACAAUAAUCAAGUAACCGAGAAAUGCUUCAGCAGCGGGACAGAGGAGGAAACAUCCGGCUACGAGAGUGAAGGGGGUCGCUCCCUCUCCCCCUCGGCCCCCACUGACUGCACCUCCACCCCCCCGGUAUCCCCUCCAUUAGGGAGGAGACCCCGUACGGCCUUCACAGCAGAGCAGAUCAGCAGCCUGGAGAGGGCCUUCAAGAGAAACGCUUACCUGGGAACACAGGACAAAUCCGAGCUUUGCAAGAAGCUCAGCCUUUCUGACAAACAGAUCAGAAACUGGUUCCAGAACAGGCGGAUGAAAAUGAAGAGGACGGUGCAGGACGCCCUGGCUCACGCCUGCCAGGCAAACGUCGCCUCUCAGUUCAUGCAUUACCCCGAGCUGCAGGCCUACAGACCGGGACCCUACCCCAGAUAUCACUCUGCAGCAGCAGCCCAGGACGUCCAAGCCACUACCUCCUACAUCCACCCACACAGCCUGCAUUACAGCUCCCCUCUGCCCAGCGUCACCUCUCUGCCCCUGGACUCUUUCUACCAGUACAGCAGCCUCUCUGGAGUCAUUCUGCCGUCUGCCACAUCUCAGAUAAUGGGAUCCUACUCAGCUUACCCUCAGUAUUAUUGA